Trichoplusia ni (cabbage looper) is the source of this 5162-nucleotide messenger RNA. RefSeq lists its product as uncharacterized. The record is from RefSeq and is a predicted model, not a curated record. Gene Ontology annotation, molecular function: protein binding. The transcript has 16 exons. Lineage: Eukaryota; Metazoa; Arthropoda; Insecta; Lepidoptera; Noctuidae. The coding region runs from base 306 to 5162 and encodes 1618 amino acids.
UCCACUGUACCAAAAGAGAAGCAAAUAGUGUGCAAGUGAGAUGAGUUGUAUUACCAAACGGUUUUUAGAUUGGUACGUUUGCUUGCUUUAGCAGCUCCAUCUGUCCGUUGACCAAUAAAAACCAAACGUAGCUGUAUGUGCGAUGGCGAUGUGUGGAUUUUUUCGUUGGUUGGUGAUAUUUUUUGAUCAUAAAACAAUUGCAAAUUGAAACACAAGUUGUUUGUGUAAAAUAUAGCUAUCACAGCGUCCAGUGGAUACGUUGUGGAGCUUUCAGAAAGUGCUAGAAAAAUAAGGAAUUGUGUGAUAUGGAGGAGAGUACGGAGCCCCACAUGGAAACCGACGUGUCCUCGACGACAGAGGAUGUCCCCGAGUCUCAGGAGGUGACUGGCUCCGACGGCAACGUCGAGAUGAUCAUAGUAGUGGAGAAAACGGAUGAGGAGUCUGAUGGCAACGAUGAGAGCGAGAAGCAGGCAGCCCCAGCUGAAGAGACUAGUGGCAAUGUGUCAACACCAACAGAAGAAGCUCUACCAGUAGUGGAACAAGUAAACAAGUCUCCUGUAAAGUCUCCAACUAAAGAUAAGGUUGUUACAACCCCAAGCGAUGCUGUUCCUGAUGUUGUGAUGAUUGUAGAAUCAGAACCACAGAAAAACAAUGCUGUUGAGCCUUUUGUUGAAAUACAGCUGGUUGAAGUAGCAGAUUCCUCUGUAAAGGAUCCUACUACAACUGCUGGUGAAGACAAACCAGCACCGGUACAAAAUUGCCUUGAAAAAGUUGAACUGAAGCCUGUCCAAAACUCACCAAUAAAGGAAUUGAAAGCACAGGGCUCAGCUAAAUCAUCACCAGUAAAGGAAUUAGUGAUUGAGAAGGUCCCAGUCAAUGGAAAGUUUCAAUGCAUUGACAGUAACAAAAUAGAUGAAGGUAGCAAUGAAAGUGUAGUAAUUAUCACCCCUAUGGAUGUUACUAUAGAUAUAGAUGCAUCAAAUGAUUCUCAAAAUGAUUCACUGUUGGAUGUGUCAGAGAAAGAACACAACAAAAGCAUAAGUAGAGAAUUGAAAUCUCUUAUAAAUUCUGCCAAGGAAUCUAAAAUAAUCAGUGAAUGCACUCAACUAACAAGUAAGACUAGGAAAUCUAGGGCAGCCCUGGAUACAUCAAGUUCCAGUCUAAAUGCAUCCUUAACAGAGCCCAAUAAGAUAUUGGACGGCAGAAGAAAUAGCAGUAACUCACAAAAGAGCAACUGCAGUGAGAAAUCAGAUAAGGUAACACUAAAAAGGUCUAUGAGGUCACAAAACCCAGAAUUUGUGAGCAAAGUAAAACAGUUCCUGAACUCUGUUACUGGGAAAUGUAAAGAUGAGGACUAUCUCCUAGAAGAUGAACCUGAAGAAAAGGUUGUGAAGGAAAAACAUGAGCCUGUUGAGCCAUGUAGAGGAACCCCACCAAAAAUUAAAAAGACUGACUAUGUAUUUGGAGAGAAAGGCAACAAACUGCGGAUGGAUUCCUACUGCUGGAGAUGUCAUUGGCCGGCAGAGCAGGCCACCAAUGAGAAGAUGCACCCUCCAAUGCAAUGUACAGUCUGUCCAAGAUCAUUCCACUACAAAUGCCUGACUACGACAGAGCGAAGCAAGAUAUGUCCAGAAAAGAGUUGGGUUUGUCCAGAAUGUAUGACAGUAUUACAAGCAGAGAGUUCAGAGACCAGAUCACCAGCAAUGAAAAAGAUAUCCCUUGGAAUGCUUUGUGAUCUAUUGAAGCAUGCAUUGGAAAGAAUGAUGGAUCUGAAUGGGGUGGAGCCAUUCUUGCAUCCUGUAGACAGAUCAGCGUUCCCCGACUACGAUAAAUACGUGGUGCACCCCAUGGACCUGUCCCUCAUGCAAGACAACAUCCGGGACGGUCUCUACGGAAGCACGGAGGCAUUCCUCGCUGACGUGCAGUGGAUACUACACAACAGUAUCAUAUUCAACACAUGUCAGCAUUUACAAUCGAAGCUGACGGCGGGCGCGCGCGCGCUGGUGCGCUCGUGCCGCGCGGAGAUGGGCGAGAUCGAGGCGUGUCCCGAGUGCUACGCGGCGGCGCACGCGCGCAGGCCCACCUGGUUCACCGACGUCUGCUCCACGCCGCACGUGCUGCUCUGGGCCAAGCUCAAAGGGUUUCCCUACUGGCCCGCCAAAGGCAUGUCGGUAAACAGCACUGGUCUGGUGGACGUGCGUUUCUUCGGCGCUCACGACCGCGCCUGGGUGCCCGCCAAGGACUGCUUCCUCUACUCAGAGAAGGACCCCAACGCCUUCCGGACCAAGCGACAGGACAUUAUCGAGAGUAUGAAGGAAGCUGAGCAACAUAUUUGCAACAUAUCAAAGAAGUUUGGGAAGUUCGUGUACCCUCCGUUCAAGACGCCAUUUGAUCCGAGAGAACUUACUGCGCAACUUAAACUUAUGAUACCGUCAUUCGAAGGCGAUGUGAGGUCGCUCGUAAAGGACAAGACUUCGCCGGCCGCCGUCAAGGAGAAAAGCAGGUCUAACUCCAAAAGUUCCAAGUGUUCUUUUAAUGACGGCGAUAUUAGCGAGAAUGAAGAUACUCUCAUAACAGCGGCACGUAAAAUGGCGGACGGUGCCGAAAUAGCUAAACUUGACGAGGAAGAUUCUAAUAAUGACAAAGAUGUCAUGGACCUUGAUAUUAUACCACAAAAUAAACUUAAGGAUGAAUCUGCAGCGAGCGCGAGAAAGCGUCGUCGCUCUGAGCUCGAAGAGGCCAUCAUAACAGUAAUAGAGACCAGUGGCAGCUGCGGCAUUAUAGCUGCCGAGAAACGACCGCGACUCGACGAUAGUGCAGACUCCAAGCCUGAUGAGGCUAGCAAAGAGGUUGAGGAAAUACUUCAGGUUAUCGAAAUACCUAAAUCGGAUAGUGAUGAGGCACCCGGCAGUACUGAGGACUCCGCUCCCACCACAGACAGCGAACCUUCCAGUAGCACAGAGAAAGAAAAGAUCCAAAGAGUCACCCCCAUCAGAAUAGCGCUCGUAGCGAAAGACAAACGACACACGAGAAGGUCUAGCUCUUGCAAAGAACCUACGGCUAAAAUAAUCACCCCAUCGAAAGACGAAAAACUCACUCCACUGAGGCCGAAAUCUUCAAGGACAGAGAAAAAUGAAAAGUUGUCGUCUAGUAAAAUAGAAAAAACUGAAAAACCUCACAAAACAGACAAAGCAGAAAAAUCGCUUACAAAAAGCGAAAAAGUUGAAAAGCAAACUUCAAAACCUGACAAAAAUGAAAAAAUAUCCAACUUAAAAGUCGAAAAAGUUGAAAAAACACCGACUGAGAGAAUUCCCAGAGAAGAUAGGUCGAGAUCUGAGAAACGAAGAAACUCUAGAAGUAAUAGGUCAUUGAAUAGCAGCGCCACGAGAUCCUCAGAUAAACAAUCUGAAAAGAAAUCAGACAGGAGUACUGAAUCAAAUAAAGUUAAGGAUAGCACAACAAGCAAAGAUAAAGGUGAACCUGACAAGACUAGACUGGAUAAACAAUUGUCGCCGAAACCUCUUGCAGAAUCACAAAGCCCCAGAUCUGUUAAAGACCGUUUGCAAUUCGAUGACGACACUACAUUAGCAGUGAUCGCCCGCGAGGCCGGCAAGUCAGUCACGACAGAAAACCACACAGGUCUUCCCACUAUUACUAGUGUUCGUAGCUUAUCCACUACCGCAAACAAUGCCAACACAACUAUCACUAAAACGAAUACUGCCGCAAAGCCAGUGGAUAUCAUGCUAGAACCGAACUCAGAAUCAAGUAUCUUCAUACCUGCAAGUACCGACAAUGUCUCCAACAUGCAGGAUGCGGUGUCGCAACUGCAGAGGCUAAGAAACGACGCCGAACCGGCCAAGAACCAGUCAGUAGGUCGGGUCGGUGUACGGGCUUUCGCAAGAAUGACGUCACCAGACAAACAGAAGAAAGACGACAUUCAGGUGGAGAUAAAAUCUGAACCUAUCGAACUGGAUGAUGCGGACAGACAUAUGGAGAAGAUGGAUCUCAUGAACGCGUUUAAGUUAAGGCCGGUGAACCCGCCGAAUCCACCGUCGAACUUACGCGAGGUACGAAUAAACUUCAACAAGGUCGUGUUGACGUCGAUAAAUCCGACUCGGAAGGCGCCGACCAAGCCGCCGGAGGUUCGUCCGCGGGCUAAGAAGACGUUCCCUCAGCCUAAGAAGCCGGACGACGGUCGCUCGGAGCUCAACAGCAAGAACUCGAUGGUGUACAUCCCUAUCCAGCCCCCCGCCACGCAGGCGCCCGUGCGGCUGCCGCGACCCUCGCACACCGCGCAGAUCACGCUCAGGCCGCCCGCGCCCGUGUCUUCCGCUGCCAACAACCUAGUAAACACCGUAACGACACCGCUGAUGCAAGCCAAGAUCUCAUCUCCGCCAACAACCUCGAGUGCGAUCCCUGCCAGUACCGCGAGCGUGGGGUCCGUGGCCAGCGUGCCCACAGUCCACACCGUGCCGCUCAUGACCUCCGUCAACGGACAGUGGAUGUUCAGCUUCCAGCCCGUCAUGUCUGUUGGAGCUAUCGAGAACGCGCCGUCGCCGCCGAUCCUGAAUGGUAUCUCGGAGCGCGGCGCGUCGCUGCUGGCGCUGAGCCCGGCGGGCGUGGCCCCCGCGCCCCCCGCGCCCCCCGCGCCCCCCGGCCCCGCUGCCCUGGCCGCGCCCCCCGCGCCCGCCCCCGCGCCGGCCCUGCCUACACCUGCGCCUGCCCGCCUUCCACCUGAGAACAACACACCUGGAGAGCCGCCGCGGCUGCAGCAGCGCCCGGGAGCGGUGUUGCUGAACCCGCUGGACGUGAGCACGCCCAUCGGCAGCAUGCCGCCGCCCUCCUCCGCCGGGCCCAUCACCGCCAAACUCAACCAGAACGCCGUCAAACUAACAGACUUCUUCCGCACACUACUUGAGGACUCGCUAGAGAAGCUGGACGAGCCGGCGGCGCAGCUCACGACGCUGAAGCUGCAGCUCGAGCAGGCGCGCUGGCAACACCAGCAGGAACUCGAAGAGGUCAAACAUAACCACGAAUUAACGCUAGCAGAAAUGCGUGCGUCCUUUGAAAAGGAGCGAUUACGACUAGUCAGUGAAGCGAGGCGGACGACGCAGGCGGAACUCGAGGCCGCCGUCAGAGCAGCGAAGACUAAACAAUGGUGA